Phytophthora sojae is the source of this 804-nucleotide messenger RNA. RefSeq lists its product as hypothetical. The transcript has a single exon. Bases 1 to 804 code for a protein of 267 amino acids. The record is from RefSeq and is a predicted model, not a curated record. Lineage: Eukaryota; Oomycota; Peronosporomycetes; Peronosporales; Peronosporaceae.
AUGGGCGACGCCGAAGAGGCCCAAUUGAACGGACUGCGGGAUGUUGCAGAAUGUGCAACCUGUCCGUACCUGAUUUGUUUCUUCCACGUGAUGUACAAUGUACGCAAGCGAGUGCGACACUUACCAGAUUCGGUGCGAGCUAUGGUGUAUCGUGGUAUUCUUGAUAUGCACUACACACUCAACCAAACCGAAUUUUGGGAGGUGUGGGGGCGUGUAUCUCAAGAGUGGCAAUGCGAUAGAAGGUUGCACGUCUUUUUGACAUAUUUCGCGGCACAAUGGAUUCAUAGCCGCUUCUGGAGAUGGCAGAUUUAUCACUCUCCAGGGGGGUACGCUACGACCAACAACCCAUGUGAAGUGUUUAAUGCCAGCAUCAAGCGCUAUACGCAGCGCAAGGCAGCGGAUACGCGCCGUUUGUUGAUGAAGCUGCUGACGAUUGCAGAAGAUUAUUCGCUGUGUGUACCACCUCCCAUGGCAUCUGGACCAAACGCCCCGCCUCAAGUUGCAAAGCAGCUGGCCCGAACGUUAGUGUCGACCAACCGAGUCGUCGUUUACGCUACGACCGAGAAGUCGGUUGUUCGCGUGCUAUAUCAUUGCGGUGAUCAUUUGGAAGACCGCCCCGAACUGUCUGAUCUUGACGAGUUGGAGGCCCCCAGCAACGUCAAAACUCCUGUCAUCAUAUCGCCCGAGUGUUUAACAGAUGCAGAAAAGGCUACCGCUGCUAAGUUCUAUCAGGAAGCUGUGAAAUGGUCUGUACGCCGCGGCACCACGUUGGCAUGCCACGAGGCGGGUGGGCGGUGCACCUGA